This is a messenger RNA of Paramacrobiotus metropolitanus, 1195 nucleotides long. RefSeq lists its product as uncharacterized. The record is from RefSeq and is a predicted model, not a curated record. Lineage: Eukaryota; Metazoa; Tardigrada; Eutardigrada; Parachela; Macrobiotidae. The transcript has a single exon. Bases 359 to 1159 code for a protein of 266 amino acids.
GCAGGAGCGUCCAAAGUUAUCCGAUCAUCAUGGACAAAGACAAAGAUAAUGCGGAACCGACAUCUAACAGCAGCCAGGGAAGCAGGAGCUCCCGAGGAUCACAGCAAAGCGCAGUUGAUCCUUAUAAAAAGGAAUACAAGUCGCUCGCACGUCCAGUCGGACAUGACAGACAGACCCGAGCGGCCGUGACCUUUGCAAGGAAGGACAGCAAAGGCAGCGACAGCACAUACCAAGUGGCGCUUGGAGCUACACAGAACGAAGAGAGCUCCAGCGGAGACGGAAAGCAAACUCUCGCGUCUGCGGCGGGAAGUAAACCGAUGAACCAGAAAAGGUCACUGGUGAGGAUGGAACCACAAAAAUGGAAGCGGAGGCAGUUGGGGCAUCACAGUUGGAUGCUACCAUUGUCAGAACAGAAGAGCAGGAUAAAAACGUGAACCUGGCUCAAAGGGUUGCUGGAAAGACAAAGGUCACCGAAGAGGAAUUGGCUGAACUUGGAUUGGAUGACCUUUCAUUGAAUGACAAAACGGCAGACGAUGACCUUUGGGCAACUCCAAUGGUCUCAGAUGAAUCCAAUGAAUCGUACUUCACGGAUGAUGAAACGACGAUGAAUAUGUCGUUCCAAUCCGCGAUGAGACAAGCUGACCGUGCUGAAGAGAUGACACCGUUUAAGGACAUACCCGAGCACCUUAUUGAACGAACGAAAACUGGAAAGGUCAUCAAUGUUAGACCGCCAUCACCAAACAGUCCCACAACGACUCUGCGGGCUCGUGUGAGGGAGCUGGAAAACGAACUCGAGGCCAAGGAAAGUCAGGCAAUGAAACGAACAAAAGAAAACCGGGAAAAACUGUCGUCGCUGGAAACCCGAAUAUAUGAAUUGGAACAACAACAGGUUGACUUGGAGAGCACGGCGGACGAAUGGAAAAUCAAAUAUGAACGUCAAAGAGAACUCGCGGAAGAAUACCUGAAGAUGGUAGAUGACAGAGAAAUGGAAGGUCAUCUUGCAGUCAAUGACCUUAACGAGGGUAUGUCGGAAGAAUCAGCGGAAAGGUCACGACACUUAGCCGAAUUGAAAGACGAAUGCGAUUCGUUGAAACAGAAGGUCACCGAAGCCGAAGCUAAGAGGGACGAUUAUGCGACCAAACUCGCUGAGGCAACCUAGCGACUGUUGAUAAACACUACCGAAGUGUUUAAGCUC